GGGGGGUGGGUAGUCCCGAGGGAGACGCUGUCGGAAGAGAGAGAGAGAGAGGGAGAGAUGAUGGGGUGGUUGCCUUAGGUGGGUGCACGUAGUUCUUCUUUUUGUAACUAGUGAAAGCUUAAGAUCUCAUUACAGGCAGUAUAAAACCUUGGCCAGGCCCAUCGUUGAAGGAGAGGGCCUAUUAGAAUAUUGGAAGCCCCUUGUGUCCUGUUGCCAUUUACGUCAGUUCUCUUCCGUUGGAGAGCUUUUCGACCAGGCUAAAAAAAAACAAUCAGUAAAUGAAACGUCCUUCUUUCUCCACUUUUUAAAAAGCACUAAAAGCCACCGAUUUUCUAAUCGGAGCAGAAAAUGUUCUUGUUCCGCGGUCCUGAUCUACUCGAGGUAAACAAAACGGAACCUUUGUUCUAGGCUGUCUUUCCUUGAGGAGUCCGGACGACUUUCAGAGUUGGACUUGCCGGCGGAGAACUGGGGCCAAAAGACGGCGGCGAAUGCAAGGUAAAGGUAACCUGCAUUAAUCAGAAAUAGAUACCGGAAUCUUUGUUUGGUUAAGGGAAACUACUCAUCAAAAUUCGCUUAUGGCUUCAUUUCUCAAGAUGCUGGAUUGUCUCUCUUUGGUAAACAAAAACCACUGCCAAAGUAGUUUGUGUAGGACUCUUGUAGAUGGUCACCACGCAAGAUGGUUUAGUCGCUAUCAAAGACCCGGAACAUCUGUUGAGAAAAUUUCACCACGGAAGGCAAUUGGUAACUUUAAGAAUGUAGUGGAAGAACUCAAAAUGCAAUAUGGGCUUGUAAAGAAAGAGGUAGCUGAUUUUAUGAAAGAGUUUGACCAAAAACCAAUGGAAGAUUAUUUAUUGAAUCAGACAAAAGUGAUAUGGGAAUUUCGUAGUGAAGAAGAUUUAAAUAAAUGGGUGCUCGGUUCUGACACAGCGAUUGGAGGAAAAAGUGAAAUUUCUCUAAAGCUAGAUAAGAACAAACAGUAUGCUGUCCUGUCUGGGAACCUCAAUACUACUGUACCUCGUGAUGGAGUGACAAAAUAUAGUGGAUAUUGUGCCAUGGUAUCAAAACCAGAAAUGCUUGCUUUUCAUCGUACAAAAUUACAUGAUUGGUCAAAUUUUAAUAGCCUAUGUCUGCGUGUCCGUGGUGAUGGUAGGCCGUGGAUGUUAAACAUCAAUCCAAGCAAAUACGACCCUACUUCAGUGAAGGAUGCUUAUAAUUACUUCAUAUUCCCCCGAGGGGGGCCAUAUUGGGAGGAAAUCGAGGUUCCAUUUUCUAAGUUCUUUUUUACAAGCCACGGGAGAAUCCAGGAUGGCCAGUAUGAAAUGUGGUCAGAUAGGAUCAGCACAUUGGGACUUACUCUGGCUGAUAAAGUAGAUGGUCCAUUCCAGCUGGAUAUAGACUUCAUUGGAUUGUUGAGUGACAAAUCACAUACAGAAACAUUUGCCUAUGAGCUCUAUGAAAGAAAUCCCCAGAAACAGAACAAGUAGAGGACAGUUGUUCGUAUCUGUUUAAAAUAUUUCUGCAAUUGCAUAGCAUUCAAUAGUAAUCUACAGUUGAGUAGGCGACUUAUCAAUGAAUACAAGUUACAUAAGCAAUUAGUCAUGGGAAAAUGACAAAAAUCAAAAUAGUAAAGUAAGAAUUCUAUGAUAGUACCAUCUAGCAUGCAGCCAUUUAGCCAUCACUUGCAUGGUGAUGAUGGUGGGAAGUGAAACUAAUGUGCACAUGCUCCCCAGUCCCCAAUUAGUAAAGAACAUCUGUAUAAGAAACAGAACUGAACUUAUCCUACUUUUUACAUGUAGUUUACAUGUACUUACAUUGGUCAAAAGAAAAUUACUGCAUUUAUUUUAGCUGAAGGAGAAAUGAACGUAUGAAUAUUUAAAUUUUGUACAUGAUUGCCAUCAAGUUGUUUUUGACGCCUAGCAACCUCAGAUAUUCUCCAUAUUCUCCAUGGUCUAUCCCUAAGUUGCUUUAGAUCUUCCAAAAUUGUAUCCAUUGCUAUUGUAAGUCUAUCUGCCUUCCUGUUCAUUCUCCUUAUAACUUCCACUUUCCCCAGCAUUAGAGCCUUUUCCAGAAAGCUAGGUUUUCACAUAUGUCUGAAGCAGAAUAAUUUAAACCUCAUCAUUUGUGACUCUGGUAAGAACUCAGGGAUGAUUUGUUUUGUGAUCCAUUUUUAUUUUUUUGGCUAUCCACAUUCUCUGCAGUCUUCAACACCAAAGUUAAAAAGUGUGACUUCAUGUAACCGCAUCACUUUGCAACAGCAAUUCCAACAGCUGCCAUUGGUAACCAAAUCCCACUGGUACUUGGACAAGGAGUCAAGUUGAUCCAACCCAUUCCUGACGUGGUUCCCUUUCCCAGCCCCAAGCCCCGUAAAGAAAGGGAUUGCCUCAUUUUCAAUUCCCCAUACCCACCUAUGGCUGCCCUGCACAGUAGCACUCCUCAGUGGCAGUGGUGGCAAAAGUAAAUGCCUGGAGCCUUCAGUCCCGGCCUACUGCCCCCGUUUUAGUUCCAGUGUCGUUAGACCCAAGAAUUGCCACCUCAAAUCCUACACUGGCCAGCCACCUUACUGCCACAGUGCGAAGCCCCAGCAACCCUAUAGGCCCUGUCAUACCCAGUUGACUUCCAGUAUCUUUCACUACUAGUGAAGCAUGCCCAGCCUUAUCUAAGGCAGUGGCUCGCCACACCAGGCCUUUCCCCCAAGGCUGCUGUUCCCAUUCUCCAAUGAUGUGUUAUUUUCAGAUUUCUGAGGUCUUCUGAAACAUUGUGAUAAUGCUAUACCUAUCAUCUCCAAAUUGUACAUGCUGUUCUCACAGUGCUUUAGAAAGCUUCUAAGGCCUUCAUAGCUCCUUUUCUCCAAAUCAUUCAUGCCAUUCUUAAGAUCAUUUGGAAGCCUGGGUAGCCAAAUGGGCAGAGAUGUAGAGGGAGUGGAAAUAGACAGAUGAAGUUGAAGCGCCCCUGCAGUCUUAGUGCAGGCAGGCUUGUAAGUGCUCAAAUUAUGAUCACGACUGCUGCAUUGGCAUUAACUUCAAGCAUCAGACGUAAAUACUAUUUGUUCAAACAAUCACUGAACAAAUGGCUGUUACACAAGGAAUACCUGUAAUUUGUCUUCCUUAAUUUUAGUCCUACUUUUCUCCACUAUUAUUACUGGAGCUUGCAGAUCCUUUGCAUUUUUGGCUAUUACAAUUGUAUCAACAUAGCGCAGGUUAUUUAUGUUUGUUCCUCAGACAAGAGUAUAGCAUUUCUGAAGUUGUAACUACAACCAGCACCCUUGGAAUUCAAAUACCAAAAUCAUUUAUUCUGGUUAAAUUAACAUUUAAAUAAAACACACUUUUAUAUUUGAGUGAUAACUGAAAGCAUUUUUGUAACAAAGAGGCGAGAUAAUUAUAUUUCAAAAGAUUUCCACAAAUGUUUGAAAAAACCUGCUAUAAAUUGCUAUAAAGGCAAUUCUUUUUCA
Molecule: messenger RNA, 3448 nt
Organism: Crotalus tigris (Tiger rattlesnake)
Lineage: Eukaryota; Metazoa; Chordata; Lepidosauria; Squamata; Viperidae
Gene: NDUFAF1
Product: NADH:ubiquinone oxidoreductase complex assembly factor 1
Exons: 5
Coding region: 576-1484 (302 amino acids)
Biological process (GO): mitochondrial electron transport, NADH to ubiquinone; mitochondrial respiratory chain complex I assembly
Cellular component (GO): mitochondrion
Source: RefSeq, a predicted model, not a curated record